Molecule: messenger RNA, 1384 nt
Organism: Triticum urartu
Lineage: Eukaryota; Viridiplantae; Streptophyta; Magnoliopsida; Poales; Poaceae
Source: RefSeq, a predicted model, not a curated record
UCCAUUCUUUCUCUCAUUCCUCCCUCCCCCGCCUCCAUUCUUUCGCUGCAGAUCCGCCACCCACCCCAAUCCCUCACCCCGAUCCAGAUCGACAACGACGGCCCCACGUCGCCGCCCCCUCCUUCCCCAUCCCGCCGCCAGUUACCAGUAGUACGACACACGCCUCAGCCCCGGCCUCGUCACGGCGGGCCAGGACCAUGGGCGCCGCCGCCGCGGGCCGCCUACUAGUACAAUCUCCAUCUCGCGCGCCGGGAUGAGCGCCAGGGCCGGGCCGGAUCCCAACUCCGAGAAGUCGGUCGCAUGGCCGGACCUCUGGGGAAGCCUCGAGCGGGCCGGCGCCCUCGCCACGGAGCUCGCCGCCGCGGCGGAGGAACGGGCACGCCUAGCGCGCCGCCUCGAGGCCGCGCUCGAGGUGAGGAGGGAGUCGGUGCGGCAGGGCGCGGCGCUGGACGAGCUGAGCCGGCAGCUGGAGCGGCGACGGGCGCGCGUGGACGAGCUCGCUGUCGCCAGGCGGAGGGCCGCCGAGGGCGUGGAAUGGUGCAAGGAGCAGAUGCAGGCGCAGAUCGAGUGGGUGCUGCCGCUCUCCAGGGCCCUCGCCGCCGCGCACCGCCAAGUGCAGGAAGCCAAAGAGUUGAAAUCCGCGGAGAAGGCGCGGCUUGGGGAUCUGCAGAGGCUGCUCAGGACGAGGCAGCAGUCCAUGGUAGCCCAGGUCGCCGCCCUGUACCCUGUCAGGGUCUUCCGAGACCUGCCGACUGCAGAGAACCACCAUUCCCGUACCAAUGUUUUUAUCAGAACCACGACCACUGGCUCAAUGCCGACCCGGCCGUCGUCAUCACCUUGGAGGACGACGAGGACGCCGCAGGCGCAGUCGGCCUUGGCAGCGGCUUCCACCACUACCACGUCAUCGUCACCUACCAGGUCCAUGAUGGCGUCUGGUCCGUUGAGUCCUUCUGCAGCCGCUGCCGCUGCUCCUUCCACAGCUUGGGUGGGACUCGUCGGAUCGGCCUCCUUAUUUCCCAUUUCAGGGUAGCUAGUGAUGCAGCAAACCAAGCAAUAGCAGGCACACCAAGCAGCAGCAGGAGGAGGGUGUCUCUCGAACGUCGCCGCUGCCACUCAUUGCUACUCUCACUGAUAAUGAUGGAUGAUCGAUGUUAGUUUAGCUCGGCCGCUAUUAUUUUAGCUCCUUGGUAGUCCCUCCCUCUCUUGCAAGCGUGUAGAAAUAGAAAUGGUAGCUGUAGUCCCAUGUAGUUGUAGUUCCUGUACUCGGUCUGCCCUUUGUUGCUUCAUUUCUAUGUUAAUUCAGUCUCUGUUGAAUGUAUCUACUGUUUACUGUUGUGGCUAUUGAAAGAAUCCUUUGUGUUGAAAGAAAUAAAAUGGUUUGGAU